AUGCAUCCCAUCCAGACAACUGGAGGUCCUAGCCUCAAUAUAUCCAUUGCAGCGCCUCCAAUAUGGACAUAUGUCGCAGGGGACACCAUAAUCGGCAGCGUGAACCGACACUCGCACAUCGUGACCCCAGACGCCAAGAUCUCACUUAAAUUAAUUGGACGCUCAAAAGCCCGUCUAAUAACAGAUGGCUACCCGUCAAAAACCACAUACUACGGCGACUGGAGGUUCUUCAAGCUGCCAUCCCAAACCUUGUUACACGGACCUAUGCACAUACCCUCACCCAGCACCCCAACCGACUGGAUCAACAUCCCCUUCUCAAUCGAUAUCCCCGAAGCAGCUUCGCUGUCAGCAGUGCGCGACCACGCACAAGUAGAGAGCUUCAUUCCUUUAGAGGCGAACACCAUCGAACAGCACCCAUUACCGGGAACAUUCUCAAGCGAAUGGAGCGGAGCCAAAGUCUGCAUCGAAUACUACCUCCAGGCGCAGCUACGAUAUAUGCGCAAUGGUUCAUGGCAGGUCGAACGCGCGACAGCCCCCAUCACGCUAGGCUACCCGACAGUAGAUGCGGACGAGAUCCGGUUUGCGUUGCAGCGAUGCAGCAUCGUGAGCCGGGUGCGUAGCCAGCGAUUGCUUCCAUCGAUGCGGGAUGUGGAUUUAUCCUUGACGCAGAAGACACAGAAGAUUCUUGGGUUAGCUUCUGUUCCUGGAUUUAGCUUCAAGAUUGUGAUGAGUGUGCCGGUCGCUAUUCAACUUGAUAAUCCAUCGCCGAUUCCGGUUAUUAUCAGGGUUAUACCGCAGCGGGACGGGAGUAGUAGUGCUAUUUGGGAUGUUGUGCAACGGGUUGAGGUUACUGCGAUCAACAUGAGUAUUCUUUCGAAGGUGGAGAUUGUUCUCAAGCCAAGCAAGGAGAGCCUUUAUAGGAACCCCAAGGAUGAGAAUGUCUUUGUUCAGCAUUUGGGUCUGGAGAAGGCGUUUGAGCAGCGCAAUGAUCCUAUUGUAACUUUUGCUGGAGCAAGUGAUGCACCGGUCGAUAUUGGGAGGUUGCUUCGGCUUGUUCUUAGACACGAUGGUCUGAUGAGUGAUGGGAAGAGACUUGGUCUUUUGGCUAGCAUCCAGCCUAGCUUUGUUACUUUCAAUACCAGGCUGAGUCACUCGAUAAUGUGGCAGCCCUCUCUUAGUAUCGCUGGAGAGACACGAACUGUGUCGAUGAUGACAGUGGCCACUGUGUAUAACAGUGCCUCCAGGUUGUGA
This is a messenger RNA of Penicillium coprophilum, 1251 nucleotides long. RefSeq lists its product as uncharacterized. The coding region runs from base 1 to 1251 and encodes 416 amino acids. The record is from RefSeq and is a predicted model, not a curated record. The transcript has a single exon. NCBI's taxonomy places the organism in Eukaryota, Fungi, Ascomycota, Eurotiomycetes, Eurotiales, Aspergillaceae.